AGGUCUGGUCUCUUAUAUACUCAAAGGUGCCUGGCAACCUCUCAUGGCUGAAAGAAGAUGAUCAGGAAUCCAAUUACACAGGAUUACAAGGAUAAGAUGCCCACUGUAUCAGCCACCCUGCGACACAUAGGGUGUAGAAAGAGAGGUAGAAUGGCAACACACAUCAAUAUUUCCUUGCUGUCGUCGGAAGACAAAGAGGAGGUUUUACAACAUUGAAACAGGAUAUGAAUAUAGAGAGACUCGGGCAGUGCUCUCUAAUGUGGCUUGACUGAUUCAGCAUCUCCCCUGCUAGAUCUAGUGCAUUUGCCUUAGGUGAAUUUCCAAUGGGAGUAGUGACAACUAAGUCCUAAAGAGUGUUCUUCUGUGACAAGUGAGUCCCCAAACCUUGAGACUGGAGGUCAGAGAGCUCGUACCCUGGCCUACUCCCCCAGGGUCCUUCCAACAAGGUGGGAAGGGGGGUCAGCCGAUUGGAACACAUGGAGGGCAGGCCUCUCUUGCCCUUCUCGCUGGCCGUACUGUUUUUGGUAACAGGUGCGAGUGAUGAUGACAACUCACUGCACACACACCGGGUCAGUACCUCUCAAUGUGGGGAGUACAGCAAUCAGGUCUUGGAGGAUGGGAUGUGUCGACUAAUGGCCACAUUGCCUCAACUGGAUGACCAGCGCUGCCCGGAUAUGUUCCGCUGUACGGAUGAGGUUUCCUACUGGCUUCAUGAGAAUGAAGAACGCAAACAACAGAUUCUGGCCUUGAAGGAGACGGUGUCUGAACUUCAGGAGGAGCUUCGCAACCACCGCCAUCGAGUCAAAUUGUUGGAACUACAGAGUGAAGAGAAAAACCGCAAUAAUUCGUCUCUGGAGCAGCGUUUGCACGAGUUGGAAGAGCAUUACGCUGAGGCCACAGCCCUGCUGCAUAUUCAGGGCUCCUUAAUCUACGAUCUCCAGGCUCAGAUCCAUAACCUCUCCCUGUUGGUGGAAAAAGUCAGACGUAACCCUGGCUGCAUGAUCAACAUAGUUCGCACCAGCCCCCUGCUCAGUUCACAGGAAGCCCUGCAUCCUGAGGUGCAGCGUGUCAGAAACUGUCCUAUCGACUGUGCAUCUAUCUACUACAACGGAGUGCGUCGGUCUGGGAUCUAUACCGUGGUGCCCUCACUGGGAGCCAUGCCAGUGGAAGUCUACUGUGAUAUGGAUACAGAUGGUGGCGGUUGGACUGUGAUCCAACGCAGGCAAGAUGGCUCUGUAAACUUUGACCGGAGCUGGAAGGAGUAUAAAGAGGGAUUUGGGGACCUACACACGGAAUACUGGCUGGGAAAUGAACACAUCCAUGACCUGAGCAGUCAGGGAGACUACACGCUCCGUAUCGACAUGGAGGACUGGAGUGGCAAACACAAGCAUGCUGUUUAUCAGACUUUUAGCGUGGAAGAUGAGGCCACUCAAUACCGACUGCAUGUGUCUGGGUUUAGUGGGACAGUGGAGGACUCCUUCAGCUGGUACCAUGACAAGAAGGGAUUCAGUACACCUGAUACUGGCAACAUCUGUGCUGAGAUCUCCCAUGCAGGCUGGUGGUAUAACCAGUGUUUCUACGCAAAUCUCAAUGGCAUCUACUACAAGGGGGGCCGCUACUCUCUGAAGGGGAAGAACCCACUUGGCCCAGAUGGUAUUGUGUGGUACACCUGGAAAGAUUCUGAUUACUAUUCUCUGAGGAAGGUGAGCAUGAUGAUCCGACCCAGAACCUUUCGACCACAUCUGUCACCCUGAAUCAGAGUGAAUGAAUGACUAGCCAAUCAGAGUUCUCAGAGCUACAGUGAUGCAGGAUGAUUGGAUGGAUUCCUCCAUUGUAGAAUAGAGGGAAUAGUGUGUAUGGACUCAGUCCUGAAUGUAUUAUUCAAUGAAACAAGGCACCUUUGAGUGAUUUUUUUUUUUUUUUUAUGUUUACACCAAAGAACAGAAAAUGACUCCUGUAAAUCUAAUCACUUCAAUCCUUGAAAGCCAGUCUUUGCCAUUCAUUAAGCCUAAUUUGUAUAAGUUACAUGCCUAUAUUUUCUAUACCUAUGAUUAAUUAAGCUUUAAAAGAAAAAUGUUGUUGACUUAUUCUAUAAAUGUGUAUUAAACAAUAAAAUUAGAUUUACUGGUAACCCUUUACAAUAAUGUUCCAUUUGUUAACAUUACUUAAUGCAAAUUAUUAAUAUAUAUACACUACCGGUCAAAAGUUUUGAAACACUUGACUGAAAUGUUUCUCAUGAUCUUAAAAAUCUUUUGAUCUGAAGGCGUAUGUUUAAAUGUUUGAAAUUAAUUUUGUAGACAAAAAUAUAAUUGUGCCACCAUAUUAAUUUAUUUCAUUAUAAAACUAAAAUGUAAUAAUAAAAAAAAAAAAAGUUUUUGAAAUUGAUGACUUGGACCAAAUAAUCAAGAAAAUCAGCCAAUAAGUGCCCAACAUAGAUGGGAACUCCUUCAGUACUGUUUGAAAAGCAUCCCAGGGUGAUACCUCAAGAAGUUGGUUGAGAAAAUGUCAAGAGUACAUGUCUGAAAAUUCUAGGUAAAGGGUGACUACUUUGAAGAUGCUAAAAUAUAACACAGUUUUUAUUUAUUUUGGAUUGAACAUAAUUCCCAUAGUUGUGAUGACUUUACUAUUAUUCUAAAAUGUGAAGAAAAAAAAAAUAUAAUAAAGAAUAAGUGUUUCAAAACUUAUAUAUUUUUUACAGCAAGUAAUAAAAAUACAAUUGUUCAUUGUUAGUUCAUAGCGCAUUAACAAAUGUUAACGAAUACAACUUUUGAUUUUAAAAAUGUAUUAGUAUAAUUAACUUUAACUAAGAUUAAUAAAUGCUGUAAGAGCAUUGUUCAGUGUUAGUUCAUGUUAACUAAUGUUAACAAAUGGAAACUUAUUGUGAAGUGUUACCGAUUUAUUUCCUAUACGUUUCAUUUCUGUAUAUUUUACUUUGUGAAAUGAUCUGUUUCAACAUGAGAUUAAAAAAAG
Molecule: messenger RNA, 2970 nt
Organism: Myxocyprinus asiaticus (Chinese sucker)
Lineage: Eukaryota; Metazoa; Chordata; Actinopteri; Cypriniformes; Catostomidae
Product: fibrinogen-like protein 1
Exons: 9
Coding region: 477-1754 (425 amino acids)
Source: RefSeq, a predicted model, not a curated record